AAUUCAUUGAGAAGUUUCUACACGUAUAUAAAUUCCUUUUGAAUUUGAUUCGCUCUCGUCGUCUCAUCCACCCCAUGACCACCGUAUCCUCUCCAAACCCCAAAAACCCUAAUUUUUUCUUCCCCUUCAUGGCUCAGCACCACCAUUCCCCCACCGCACCCCACCACAUCCCGCCGGAUUCCGACUCUGGCCCCGACGACCCUUCCUCUUCCUCCUCUUUCCCCCCUCAAUUUCACCCUCAUAAUCCCACCCAAGACCCCACACAAUCCUCAGCCAUCUACCAUCUUUCCUUCAACCAAGACAACGGCUGCUUCGCGGCUGGCCUUGGCAACGGUUUCCGUAUCUACAACACCGAUCCCUUCAAGCCCCUCUUCCGCCGUGACCUCGACUCGCGGGGCGGUAUCGGCCUUGUAGCCAUGCUCUUCCGCUGCAACAUCCUCUGCUUGGUAGGCGGUGGUCCCGAUCCCAUUUACCCGAUGACCAAGGUAAUGAUUUGGGACGACCAUCAGUCGCGAUGCAUCGGCGAGCUGUCGUUCCGGUCGGAGGUCAAAAACGUGAAAUUACGGCGGGACAGUAUAGUCGUUGUAUUGCUUCAGAAAAUCUUUGUGUACAAUUUCGCGGACUUGAAGCUGAUGCACCAAAUCGAGACUGUUUUGAACCCAAAAGGGUUGUGUGAGAUAUCUCACACUUCAUCGCCAAUGGUGCUGGUUUGCCCUGGCCUCCAAAAGGGUCAAAUUAGAGUGGAGAAUUAUGGGUCGAAGAGAACCAAGUUUGUUAUGGCACAUGAUUCGAGAAUUGCGUGUAUGACCAUGACUCAAGAUGGUAGAUUGUUGGCUACUGCCAGUAGUAAGGGCACUUUGAUUAGGGUCUUUAAUGCCAUGGACGGGUCGUUGCUGCAGGAGGUUAGGAGAGGUGCUGAUAGAGCUGAAAUAUACAGUCUUGCAUUCUCUUCCAGUGCACAGUGGUUAGCUGUCUCAAGUGAGAAGGGGACUGUCCAUGUAUUUAGCCUCAAGGUUGAUUCAGGGUUGGUGACAUUGGCAAAUGAUAGAUCGCAUGCUGCAGCUGAAGCAAAUUUAGGCAUUUCGUCUCUUUCCAUUUUGAAAGGUGUAUUGCCAAAGUAUUUCAGGUCAGAGUGGUCAGUGGCUCAGUUUCGAUUACCUGAAGGAUUGCAGUAUUUUGUUGCAUUUGGCCACCAGAAGAACACAAUUGUAAUCAUUGGUAUGGACGGAAGCUUCUAUCGAUGUCAAUUUGAUCCAGAAAGUGGUGGAGAGAUGACUCAGCUUGAAUAUCACAAUUUCCUGAAUGUAGACGACUUCUUAAAGCCAGGGGAAACUUUUACCUAGUCAAUAUAAAGAUUUUUUUUUUUUUUUAAUUUUUCUGGUAACUAUUGUUAAUAUAGCUGCGUGUACAUCUUUUAGGAUAUAAGAAUUUACUCGUGAAUGUUGAGAACGAGUAAUUAUAUCGGCUAGAGCUUCCAGGCUGUUGAGCUGUUUGUAAAUAAUGUUACCUAUGCCAAUGCCACAUAUCUCAUAAUAUAAAUCUGACUGGCAAAUUAUGAUUU
Molecule: messenger RNA, 1561 nt
Organism: Hevea brasiliensis (rubber tree)
Lineage: Eukaryota; Viridiplantae; Streptophyta; Magnoliopsida; Malpighiales; Euphorbiaceae
Product: autophagy-related protein 18a
Exons: 4
Coding region: 75-1343 (422 amino acids)
Biological process (GO): protein lipidation; protein localization to phagophore assembly site; autophagy of mitochondrion
Cellular component (GO): extrinsic component of membrane; cytosol; phagophore assembly site membrane
Molecular function (GO): phosphatidylinositol-3-phosphate binding; phosphatidylinositol-3,5-bisphosphate binding; protein binding
Source: RefSeq, a predicted model, not a curated record